AUGUCGGAGUCAAAAUACUCAUUUCCUAAUUCGACCUCGACCCGUGAUCCAAAAUCAAUGUCAUUUAAACCGUCAUCCGCCGAUCAAAACAUGUCUUCUCCAAGCUCGGAACCAUUCUCAACACGUUCUCUUGCACCACUCGAGCCUCAACAUUCUGCCAUACCAUCUUACCUGACUGCUCAACGACGAGGUUCCAUCACUGAUCCAUCGCUCCAUCUUUCUGUCCCAAAUCCGGAGCUUGCAAGGCAAUAUUCUCAACCAGAUGUUAAUUUUCCUUCUACAUCAAGCUCAGGAACGAUCUCAUCGGAACGUAGAGGCUCAUUCGUGACGGAUCAGUAUCCUCCUUCACCCCCUUCGCAUUCUUCCUCCGUAAAAAGUGAUCAUUCCUUCACUCCGCUGGAAACACGCAAACUCAGGGAUUCGUUGCCAUCCAUCAGUGCUGGCGCGAGUCCAAUUAGGGAUGGCUUUCCGGGUCCGCUAAUUAACCCUGCAUUCCAGGCACAACUACAGACACGUCGUCAUUCGAUCGCCGUUGGUGAAGUGGCCGCGUCUCUUAAACAAAAAGGAAACAUCCCUGCUCCCAAUCAUCCAAUGGCUUCCGACGAUUAUCCUGUUAAACGGAGAGAAUCUGUUGGCGAUCCAAACAUACAACGGUUAUCAUUGUACGAUCGCCGAAGCUCUUACUCAGCUCCGUCCAGUCCACCUGCCCCACCUUCCUCCUCUCUCGUCCCUUCGGCAAAGCUUAAUGUUCAGGAUGUGGAAAAUAGUUUACAGGCUCAUACCGAAUCGGGUACAGCUCCUCCAUAUAGCGACAAUGGUUCGGAUCACCAAGGGACCGGCAGUAUUUCAACAAGUCAUCUCUCCGAUCAGAAUGAUCACGCACCUGUUUAUCCACCUUUCAACAACCUUCGAUUAUCGCAAAUCGUCCAAGAGGAGGUUAGUGCUCCCAUACUAGCCCGACGCGCAUCCAUGCCUGUCAUGACGUUCCCAUCGAGAUAUUCUGAUCCUGCUCAACAAGAUGGUGCUGUGCCGAUGGACGUUGAUCGUUAUCGUACUCAAGUUUACCAGAAUCACCAUCAUACAUAUCAUCCUUAUGCUUACGAUUAUCCAAAUUAUAUUCAACCACAAACGCCCGUAAAAGAAACACCAUAUUCACGUUCACCUGAACUAAGGAUAUCCCAUAAGCUUGCCGAGAGGAAGAGAAGAAAGGAGAUGAAGGAGCUCUUUGAUGAACUUAGAGAUUCGUUACCAGUUGACAAGAGCUUGAAGACAAGCAAAUGGGAAAUAUUGAGUAAAGCUGUGGAAUUCAUCAAUAAUCUAAAGCACAAUCAAGAUGAGAUGACCAAAGAAGUCGAAUCGUUGAGACAACAACUUGCCGCUUUUAAAGGAUGUGGUAACAG
This is a messenger RNA of Acaulospora morrowiae, 1400 nucleotides long. The record is from the annotation of a GenBank genome assembly. Lineage: Eukaryota; Fungi; Glomeromycota; Glomeromycetes; Diversisporales; Acaulosporaceae.